Messenger RNA from Diuraphis noxia (Russian wheat aphid), 1372 nucleotides. RefSeq names its product cleavage stimulation factor subunit 1-like. Gene Ontology annotation, cellular component: mRNA cleavage stimulating factor complex. Gene Ontology annotation, molecular function: RNA binding; protein binding. NCBI's taxonomy places the organism in Eukaryota, Metazoa, Arthropoda, Insecta, Hemiptera, Aphididae. The record is from RefSeq and is a predicted model, not a curated record. Gene Ontology annotation, biological process: mRNA 3'-end processing.
UGUAAAUUUUAUACAAUUAAUUCUGUUCUGAGAUUUAGACAAAUAGACAUUUAAAAUGAUGAGAGAAGUAAAUAAUGCCAAACCUGAGAAGUGUAUUAAGAAUAGAAACAAUUUAUACAGACUCAUCAUAAGUCAACUUUUUUAUGAUGGUCAUUUCACAAUUGCUACAAUCCUAUCUGCUCAAGUAAAUGCUGAUCCACCUUGUUGUCCAUCCGCUCGACUCAUGAGUCUAGUGACAAUAGGUUUACAACAUGAAACCGAUAGACAAACAGAAUCUGAACAAGAAUCCAACUCAAAUCCAAUUCAACAAAUAUUAAUUGGAUCUGGAAUUGACUUAGAAUUUGAGACUGAUGUUAUUUGUACUGCUCCGGAACCAUCACUUUAUGAAACUGUUUAUGUAAUAUCCCAUAAAGGAGCCUGUAGGGCUGGUGCAUUUAGUCCUGAUGGUCAAUUAAUCGCAACAGGAAGCUGYGAUGCAACAAUCAAAAUAUUGGAUGUUGAAAGAAUGCUGGCUAAAACCCAUGAUAUUGGUAGUACUCACAUUCAAGAAGGACAGGGACAUCCAGUAAUUCGGACUUUGUAUGAUCAUUUGAAAGAAGUGACGUGUUUGGAUUUCCACCCUACCAAGCCAAUUUUAGCUUCAGGCUCUCGAGAUUGUCAUAUUAAAUUUUUUGAUUAUUCAAAAACAUCUGUGAAAAAAGCCUUCAAGACAAUAGACGAUGUUGAACCGAUAACAUGUAUAAGUUUUCAUCCACUUGGAGACCAUAUGGUAAUGGGAACCAAUAGCCCAGUCAUAAGGCUCUAUGAUAUAAAUACGGUUCAAUGUUAUGUUAGUUCAAUUCCUAGUCAUCAACAUACUGGUCCUGUUACAUCAAUAAAGUUUGAACUUGGUGCCAAGUACUUUGUGUCAUCUAGUCGAGAUGGUUCAAUUAAAUUGUGGGAYGCUGUGUCUAAUAAAUGUGUUAACACAUUUGAAAAAGCACAUGAUGGUAGUCAAGUGUGUUCUGUGACAUUUUCAAGAAAUGGAAAGUACAUCUUAUCAUCAGGCAAAGAUUCUAUGGUGAAACUUUGGGAGUUAUCCACUAGUAGAUGUCUGAUUGCAUAUACUGGAGCUGGAACUACUGGAAAACAAAAACACCGUACACAAGCAUUUUUUAAUCAUUCUGAGGAGUAUGUCAUGUUUCCAGAUGAAGUCACUACUUCUUUGUGCGCGUGGAAUGCUCGGAACGCUUCUCGGCAGAAUCUGUUAUCACUAGGCCAUAAUGGACCUAUUCGUUCAAUAGUGCAUUCUCCAAAUUCAGCAGCAUUUUUAACAUGUUCGGACGAUUUUAGAGCUCGUUUUUGGUAUAAAAAACAAUUGAUUGAAUCAUAA